This is a messenger RNA of Prorocentrum cordatum, 1098 nucleotides long. The record is from the annotation of a GenBank genome assembly. Lineage: Eukaryota; Dinophyceae; Prorocentrales; Prorocentraceae.
AGGCUCAGGCUGCGCGCGGCCGCCCUGGGGCGGGCCUCUUUGGCGGCGCCCGCCCUUAGACCCAGGCCGGCAGGCUGGGCGCGCCCCCGAUGGCGAGGACAGAACAGGCUGCUGCGCGAGAUGCGCGACAUGGAGAAGAGCCCCGACCCGGAAAGGGGGGGGGGGAUAUCUCGAUCGAGAUGCAGAACGACACCAUCGAGAAUUGGUCUGCAGUGAUUCGUGGGCCCAAGGACUCGCCCUUCGAGGGGGGGAAGUUCGAGCUGCGCCUACAGUGCUCCGUCAACUAUCCGAUGUCGCCGCCUUCGGAGGGGAGGGCGUGGUUCGUUACGAAGGUAUUCCACCCGAACGUGAGCUACCCCGCGGGCGAGAUAUGCCUGGACAUCCUCAAGAGCCAGUGGAGCCCCGCGUGGACGCUCCAGUACGUGUGCAGAGCUAUAGCGAUGAUGUCCGACCCGAACGCGGACAGCCCGCUGAACUGCGACGCGGGCAACCUCGUCCGCAGGAUGGCGACGCGAGAGGCUACCGCUCCAUGGCCAGGAUGUACACAGUCGAGUACGCCAUGCAGGAGACGAGGAGGGACGAUGAGCUCUCCGGGGCGCAGCGCCACCGACCGUGGGCGCACCGCACCUGCAGCGCGCAGCCCGUGCCGCGAGUGAGGAGCUGCCCCCCCCCCCGCACGCCGGGCGGCCCGGCUGCCCUGGCACGCCCGACGGCGGUCGAGCAACGGCGGGGCGCGCCGGAGCACCGCGAGGCACCAGGCAGGACAAGGGGAAGGCGCCGAGGCGCGAGGCGGCCAGCUGGGCCGGGAGGGCGAGGGAGCCCCCCCGAGGCCGUGGAAGGCUGCCCCCCGAAGCGCAAGACGUGCCGUGUCCAGCUCGCCGCUCACGCGCGCAUCGGCCCACGCCUUGGCGAACGUGUCGCGCCAGGCCUAUAAGCUUCCAGUCCACGGGUGCGGAAGCACGUUGGGCUAGUUACUUCCAUUUCGCAGGUGUGCGUAGUUUUUCCGCGCCGCCGCGCGUCCUGCUUGUCCCGGAUGGGUCCCAGAGAGGACCCCCGAGGUACCGUGUGCAUAGAGUCACGCUGCAUCGGAGGAGUGGG